Messenger RNA from Pocillopora verrucosa, 2817 nucleotides. RefSeq names its product 5-hydroxytryptamine receptor 4. Gene Ontology annotation, cellular component: dendrite; plasma membrane. The record is from RefSeq and is a predicted model, not a curated record. NCBI's taxonomy places the organism in Eukaryota, Metazoa, Cnidaria, Anthozoa, Scleractinia, Pocilloporidae. Gene Ontology annotation, biological process: G protein-coupled receptor signaling pathway, coupled to cyclic nucleotide second messenger; chemical synaptic transmission. Gene Ontology annotation, molecular function: G protein-coupled serotonin receptor activity; neurotransmitter receptor activity.
CCAGCCCUUGGAAAACGGAAGACACGCACAUCUCUGACACUUUUCUCCGUAGUUUUGAAGCUAAACGUUGAUGAAGAGUCAUACAGUUAAUGCACUAACACAAUGCCAGAGCAGUGGCUAUUUCGACCGACGAAAUCAGCUGAAAUGUGUGCUCAUUCCUGUCGGAGUCACAGUUCAAAUCAACACAAGAACGAUGAGCGAUAGACAUAAAACACUGAAUUGAUGUAUCAUGGCCGACAACAGCACAACGUCUCCUACUCCUUCCCAGGCUUCUGCUCUGACAGCCGGCAAUGUUGGUCUCAUUUUAUAUCUGUCUUUCUUGGUUGUAAUUGCUUUGUUUGGAAAUGGCCUGUUGUUAACAGUAAUUGUCAAGAGGCAACUUCUACAAAACGUUCAUUACUAUUUCAUACUCAGCCUAGCUACGUCAGAUUUCCUGAACGCUUUGCUGAAGAUUCCCACCACUAUUCUUGGAAAAUUUGAUCGCGGCUGGUAUCCAAGUUACAUCAUCUGCUACUUUACUACUCCUCUAGGGGUACUUUUUGGUGCAGCGUCCGUUUUCAGUUUGUCAGCGGUAGCCGUCAAUAGAUACUUUGUAAUUUCGUCACCGCUGAAUUACUCGGACAGAAUGCCGCCUUUACUAGCCAAGAUCAUUCUGGCCGUGAUUUGGCUCAGCAGUUUUUGUCUCGCGACUCCACCUGUGUUGUGGAGGGAAAAAGAAGCAAUCUGCCGUAGUGGAAACAUCUCGAAAGAACAUUACACUUCUGAAGUGUUGUAUUUUUUUCUAGCGUUAUGGCUAUUCGUGAUCCUGAUUCCAAGCAUAGUUAUGAGCGUGUCGUACGUGAAAAUUUAUUUGAUCGCUCGUUAUCAUGCUUUACAAAUAGACUCACAAAACCAGGCCAGUACACUGUGCCAACAGACAAAGAAAAGACGAAAGGAUUUCAAAGCUGCUGCGGUGUUAGCCGUGAUUGGUGGAAUUUUCAUCCUUUGCUGGUUUCCUUUCUUCGUCGUGCAGACUGUUCACAAGUUUGGUAAAAGUAAAAUCAGUCCGAUCUAUUUUAACGUUUUCUUAUGUGUCAUGUAUACAAACUCGGCGUUAGACCCUAUUCUGUUGUUUCUUUUUAAUGCCGAGAUACGAAGAGCAUUGAUAAAAAUGCUCUGCAAAGCGCUCUUCAAACCCAAGGCACUCUCAUCUCAAUCAGAGCUGUCUUCGUUUUUAAAUCAAGGAACAUGACGGAAGGAAGAAAGACCAAAGAGUGAUCCCGAAAUAUGAUAAAUAAGAGCUGUACUUAUGUAACAUACUGAAAACGGCGGUAAAAUGUUUUAAAUCUUUCUAUUACAGGUCGUCGUAAUAAAAUGCUUCGACCAAGACUCUUAUCUAAAACACACCCAAGUAAACUAGCGAGGAAUGUGACACUUGUCAGAAUAUCAAAGGAGGAUACACCAGUAGAUUCUAUGAUACAAAGUUUCUGAAAGAUAACCAUCACUAACUUAAUUACACAUGAAACCGUUAAUAGACAAUAGAACACAAAUGUACCAUGAAAAAUUUCUGAGGGAAGAAGUGAAAUGAAGAGCGUCGAUAAACACUUGGAAAAUGCGAACACAAUAUGCCCAAAGCAAAGGGUUGUAACUUUUAAGUGAUGGAGAAGUUUUAAGCUCACAAAAUCGAUAUUUCAGGUUUAGGCUUUACUUCAGAUCAUUUCAAAAGGAUAGAUGUUGAAGCUUUGUAAAGAGAUUGAUGUUCACAUUAGUCUUAAAUUUGUUUAAAGUUCACAACUAGACUGACUGAACACAAACGAGUGACAACAGUCCUUCUCAGGACUACACUCAUCCGGAUGAUCAAACUACACUAUUACAUGUUACCCCUGGGUUCAAACCAUUUACUGUUUUAAAUUUUAAUUCAGAAUUUUUCUACCAAAAUGCCAAACAUUUGGCUUAAUCUUUCGGUCAUCCUUGCUUCUUCAGUCAUCUGAAAUAUAAAACAAAUGAAAUUAUUUCAGUCGAGGGUAGUUUACACCAUAGGCUUUUGAAAGCAAUAUAGGAGUCAUACCGUAGCUAGGUUUUAAUUCCCAUCGUAUAUUGUGGAUCAAAAGCGGGAACCUUUCAAACUCCUGCCCAUUAGAAUACUUCUCAUGAAAUUUGAGCAUGCGCAAACUUUACCACCUAAGGUAGCAGAUGACAAGACAUCACUCUGCUCCGCCAGCCACACCCUACAAAAUCUGAAAUUUUGAACACGCACCGACAUGUUGACCCACCUAGUUGAAGCAGAGUCCCCAUUUCUUGUCCCUGCUGUAACUAGGAGUUGUUGAGCACCAUUUCCUUUUGUAUCUGUGUCCAUCAGUUGUACAAGAAUGGUAUAGUUUAUCUUUAAAACGGAAAGGAAACUCGCAGCAUUUCCCACGUGAAUUUCCUCCAUACGUAUCGACGCCGCUUUCGCAAGUUUCUAAAAACAAUGUUCUAAUGCUUGAUUCAGCUCUAAAAAUGUGUUCUAAGAUCCCUUAAACAUUCUGAUAUUUAAGUAGUGAGUACAUAAUUCCUUAGAUCGUUCCCCAGUUGAGCGUGAUAACUAAACUUGCCGCGCAAAAUUUGGAAGAGGAAGCCUCAGUAACUGUUGGCACUGAAAAUUCUUUACGUAAUCACAUGACAAAGGUUCUUUUACAGCAAAUAUAUAUAAUUCGCCACUCAGUGCACAGUCUUGGGUACCUCUGGCUACAUUACAGCGAUGCUUUAAGCCCAAUUAUUUUGUUCCCUCUGUGUGAAAUCUUCGGCAAUCUCAUAUGGUAUUAUUGUAAUAAUAACAAUUCUUAGUAUCAUGGUUAU